UACAUUGAUCGUCUAGCCCCUCGCAGUCAGUACACAACUGGACGAGGUUCGUCUGGGGUGGGUCUCACGGCUGCUGUAAUGAAAGAUUCAGUCACGGGAGAGAUGACUCUGGAAGGCGGAGCUCUGGUGUUGGCAGAUCAGGGUGUCUGCUGUAUUGACGAGUUUGAUAAGAUGAUGGACACCGACCGCACGGCCAUUCAUGAGGUCAUGGAGCAGCAGACCAUCUCCAUUGCUAAGGCUGGAAUUAUGACAACUCUGAAUGCUCGCUGUUCCAUCCUUGCUGCUGCUAAUCCUGCAUAUGGGCGAUACAACCCCAAGAAGAGUGUAGAGCAAAACAUCCAGCUCCCUGCGGCC
Staurois parvus is the source of this 354-nucleotide messenger RNA. The record is from the annotation of a GenBank genome assembly. NCBI's taxonomy places the organism in Eukaryota, Metazoa, Chordata, Amphibia, Anura, Ranidae.